CGAGAGGCCGACGCAGAGACUACAGCCCCCAGCGUGCCUUGCGGUGGGUUUGUGACGCAGUCGGCACUGGCUACACGGGGAAACUUUCAUAACCUGGGCCGGCGCAGAAAAUUCUAAUCCUGGAGAGAGUCAGGUCCUUUCACACGUCUCAACUCGACCGCUCACAAUGAACGAAGAUCCAGAACAUGACAACUCGUCGAUGUAUUCCAGCACCUUUGCCCAGGUUAUCUUUGUCAACGUGGAAAAACUGUACAUGACCGACAUUCCAGUGAAAUGCAACUACACACUGACAUCCAAGAUCGCAGCUCAUAAGAAGGAUUGGAUUGGAAUUUUCAAGGUUGGAUGGAGCACUGCCCGAGAUUACCACACUUUUGUUUGGGCACCUCUCCCAAAGUGGGACAGUCUUGUGGAGCGGCAACAACAAGUGACGUUUGAGGCUUACUAUCUUCCAAAGGAUGAAAAUGACUUCUACCAGUUUUGCUACGUCACGCAGAAGGGUGAAAUCCGUGGGGCCAGCACACCCUUUGGUUUCCGGCUAAUGGGCCACAGCACAUCUGAACGGCUGGACAGUGACUCUUCUCAAGAGAUGCUCAUCAUCACCACACAAGAGAAACAAGAAGAAACGGAAAGGGAGAGAAUUGAGCUGAAGGAGAACAACCUGAAGUUGGUUGUGGAAAAUGCCACCUUGAAGGAAAAGAUCAAAGAGCUGGAAACUCAGGCAGCGAAGGAAAAGGAGGAACAUUCUACAGCACUGGAAAUAAAUAAGAAGGAGGUGACAGCACUUGAAAAGCAAACUCUGGAACAGAAGGUGAAGAGCGAGUUGGAAAUGAAAGCCCAGAAUGAAAAGGCAGAGCACCUGAGAAAGGAUCUGACUGAGAAGGAGACUGCAUGUUUCAACCUGCAGAAGGAACACAAGAGCUUGCUGGCAAAGAUGGAGACAUCACAAGCGUCCCUUGAGCAACUGAAGCAGAAACAUGAGAAAGCUGUGGAGAAACUGAAACAACUCCAGCAAGAAAGCAAGCGUCUCAAAGUGGAAAUCAGUGCAAAGGAGACAGAGUUGACAAGUUUGACGGAAGUAAAGAAUAAAACCGCGAGUGAGUUGAAAGCUGCACAGGAGAACCUCGAACUAGUCCGGUUUGACGUCGAAACCCAAAAGAAAGAAAACGAGAAGCUGAAGGAGAAUCUGAAGAAGUUGGCGGAGGUGCAGAGCCUGCAGCAGGAGUGCGUGGUGGAGAUCAGUCGGCUGCGUCAAGCCCUGAGCAAGUCUGAGGAGCUGAAGGCUUCCAACGCCAAAGCUAUAGAACAGCUCCAGGAGCAGGUGGAGAAGCUGCAGCAGUGCCUGAAGGAGAUGGAGGAGAAGGUGGAAGAGUCCAGGCAGCAACAAGCCCAGACCAGGGAGGAGCUGAGAGCAGCACAGGCCGCUCAGCAGCAGAGUGAGAAGAAGCUGUCUGAGGCCCAGCAGGAGAUCCAGCACUGGAAAAGCAAGUUUGAGACCGUCGACCAAAUCUUUUCAAGGAAAGAGGCUUGUGCUGAGGGGGGCAUCACUGCAAACCAUCACAUCCAGAAGGAGAUUGCAAGUUUAAAGGCUAAACUGCUGACAGGAAAGUCUUGCUAUGUACAAAAGUACAAGGAGUGCCAGAGACUGCAUAAACAGAUCGACAAGUUGAAAGCAUUGUUGGAAGACAAGAACAAAUGCAGCUCUCCACUCAAGGAGAUUGUUGAGAUCACGGAAAAUGCAGAAACAGAAGCGAGUUCAGUGGGGUUCACUGUGCAACAGCCAGGGACUGAGUUAGCUGAAAUAAGGACCAGGCGUGGCGACAGGUUGGAGGCUGUGAUUAGGUACACAAGCAUUGAACGUGAGCUGGAGGACAAGGCCCAAAUCGUGGACAUUCGAACCAUGGAGGUGACUGCAUUACAAGAGGAGAUCAAGAAGCUGAACAAGAAGAUUGAUGAAAUGAGGUUCAAUUCAAACCAUCAGAGUGGAACGUUUAAAUUAGAGCAUCCUAACCCCUACAGCCUGAGUGUACCUAAGGUUCAUGCCGCUCAUUCUGGGCUCCUGUUUGGAAACCCGUACUCUGAGUGCGAUUCCCAGGGAUCGCAAACGACUGAAAUGGUUGACCAUGGGGGAGAUCGGGAUGCCUGGGAGAAUUCCCAGGACAUUAAAGAGGAUUCAGCGGUUGAAAGCCAAGCCUGCCCAGUGUGUUCAAUGCAAUUCCAAGCGAACAUGGACGAGUCUGAUAUGGAACAACACAUCUCCACGCACUUUGGUCACGAAUGUCCCAUUUGCCAAAAUACUUUUCCAGAGAACAAACGGAGUCAGUAUGAAAAUCACGUGCAGUCUCAUUUCCAGGAGACCACCAACUGGGAGAUGAUCUGAUGGGAAUUCUGCAAAGUUGAUAACACCUUCCGGCCUUUAAUCUUAAAUAUUGUUUUGGACUCAUUUCCUUCUGUUGUGCAUUAACAUUGAGCAUUUCCACCCAGGUAAUAUCACAUGGUCAAAGAGUUGGGCAAGUGGCAGGUCUCUACCAGCGCUGCCUUUACCUCAGCCGUGUAGAAGGUUGAGACUUGUAUGGAGGGCGUGAGUCCAUGUCAAGACUUCGACUAGACUUGGACUGCCACGACCAAGCAACCAGAGGACUUCCAGUUCAAAUAACAGCCAAUUUUUACAUUACUGGCAUUUCUUGUGCAAUAAUAUGCCUCAUACUAAAUUUAACCUGGUCUACUCCCAGAGCCGGAUAGAAACAUAGAAACAUAGAAAUUAGGUGGAGGAGUAGGCCAUUCGGCCCUUCGAGCCUGCACCGCCAUUCAAUAUGAUCAUGGCUGAUCAUCCAACUCAGUAUCCCGUACCUGCCUUCUCUCCAUACCCUCUGAUCCCCUUAGCCACAAGGGUCACAUCUAACUCCCUCUUAAAUAUAGCCAAUGAACUGGCCUCGACUACCCUCUGUGGCAGAGAGUUCCAGAGAUUCACCACUCUCUGUGUGAAAAAAGUUCUUCUCAUCUCGGUUUUAAAGGAUUUCCCCCUUAUCCUUAAGCUGUGACAUUGUCCUGGACUUCCCCAACAUCGGGAGUAAUCUUCCUGCAUCUAGCCUGUCCAACCCCUUAAGAAUUUUGUAAGUUUCUAUAAGAUCCCCCCUCAAUCUCCUAAAUUAUAGAGAGUAUAAACCAAGUGUAGCCAGGAUACCUAUUACUGGGUAUGUCUGACUUGAAGCAUGAGACGUCAUCAUUUUCCCAUCUCCAAGAUUCCUGACAUGCAUUAACUUGAAUGUGCACCAAUCCAAAUUGGCAGCAAAAUAUUAUUUUUAAAGGGCACUGCAGACCCGGCUAUCAUUUCCCCAUUACGUAACUCUUUUGAGUAUUGGUUAAUGCUUUAAAAGUUAUAGUUUUACAAACUCAACAAGAAAAUCCAAUCUAAUUUAUACCGUAGUGUAAAUCGGGAUUUACUAAAUAUCAUACCGUUGCCUCUAUUUUAGCAGAACAGUACUUUCUGCAUUUAUUCAUUUGCACUCAUCAUACUUAUAUUAUCAUAGUAUUUUUCCCAAUGGAACUGCAUGAUGGCUUGUUAGAAGCAACAGCAUUGCAUCUUUUGGUAAAACAAGCCCAGCUUACAUCUACCACUAAGGAUUCCACUCCUGGUCUGGGUCAGCUACACUGGUUUGUUGCAUUAACAGGAAAGUAUGUUGUACACAAGCUUACAUCUUGAAUUUGCAUUUAAUUAGAUUUCACUUUGAUUACCUGCAUUUCAUCUAAAUAACUUGAGAUUUAUGGUGUCGCUACAUUAACAUUGUUUUAUUGUCAUUUUGUUUAAAUGGUUUACGAAGAAUCCACUGUGUAUCUAGACUAUUAAUAUCAGAUACUGUAUAUUUAUUCCUGAUUGUGCUGAAAACAGUGAUAAAUUUGCUGAAUUUUGGAAUUAAAUUGUGUUUAUUCGAGA
Leucoraja erinaceus (little skate) is the source of this 3931-nucleotide messenger RNA. RefSeq names its product tax1-binding protein 1 homolog B-like. The record is from RefSeq and is a predicted model, not a curated record. Lineage: Eukaryota; Metazoa; Chordata; Chondrichthyes; Rajiformes; Rajidae. The transcript is spliced from 19 exons. Bases 167 to 2377 code for a protein of 736 amino acids.